AUGUCAUAUGAGAAGCUUUUGGAUCAAACAGAAGAUGGUGUAGAUCCUAGAGUUCAAGUUGAAUUAGAAAGACUGAAUAGCUCAACUGAUGAAAUAAAUAAAUUAGAAGUAGAUUUAGAUGAAGCUAGAAAUCAAUUUCGUCAGUUGUUGCAGGAAAGUACUAGUCAAAUUGAGAGCUGUGCAAAAAAGUUAGGAAAUUGUAUUGUUAAAGUUAGGCCUUAUUAUGAUGCUAGGUUUCAAGCAAAGGAGGCUUUGCAAGAAGCUCAAAAGGCAGCUGCAAAUUUUGAAAGAGCCAAUUCAGCUCAUGCAGCCGCAAAAGAAAUGGUGUACUUAGCCGAAGAAGGUUUGAAAGCAGAGGGUAGAACUUUUGAUCAUGCUUGGCAGGAAAUGUUAAAUCAUGCUACAAUGAGGGUGAAUGAAUCUGAAGCAGAAAGAACAAAAUGUGAAACAGAGCACAAGAAAACAUCGCAAAAUUAUCAACUUAUCGAAAUGAAAGUUUGUGUCCUGCAAAAAGAAUUAAAGCGAGCAAUAACUAAAUCAAGGCCUUACUUUGAAUUAAAAAUUUACUACAAUCAACUUCUUGAAAAGCAAAAAGCAAAGGUUAAAAGUUUAGAAAAGCAAGUUGCAGAUGUUAAAUUAACUUAUUCUCAUACUCUUAAAAAUUUGGAACAAAUCAGUGAUGAAAUUCAUAGGACCAGGCAAAAAAAUAGACAAGUUAGAAGUAUAGAAUCUAAAGCGCCACCGGAUGGUAUGGAAUCAGAUAAUAGUUUUCCGUGUGAAAUUUGUCGUUUAAAAAAUAUAUCAGGCUGUGCCAAAAGUUACAAAUGCUUCCACGCGAAUCGAAAUAACGAUAAUAAAUUAGAAUCGGAAAUGGAAUCAGAUGGAAACACCGAUAAUUGUAAUAUUCGAGAAACAAAUAAAAUAUUAUCACCUGUAUCGGAAACUCAUUCGAGUAAUCCAACCUAUUCGUCAAAUACGAGAGUUUCUUCUCAGCCUGAUACCGAUACAUGUGAAAAUGAAUCAUCAUUAACAGGACCGCCCGAUACAGAAUCCGAAGAGGAAACUUUUAAAUUUUCCGAAACUCAUAAUUUCAAUGGUGGAUCCGUAUCUCGCGAUAACAACAUAAUUUCGGAUAUAAUGGGAUCCGGGGAUUCAAAAUCGAAAUCAAACGAAGUAUUUACCGAUGGUAUUUUCGGUUCGAAAAAUGUAAAAAUUUUCCAAGGAGACGAUGAUGAUUUGGAAAAAAAUUUCAAUUCAUCAUGUUUCGAAGGAAUCGGAAUAUGCAGUUUUCCAAUCGAUACGGAAUUAAAUAUUGAUUUUACUAAAAAAAAAUCACAAGUUCCUGAAAUAAGUUCGACUCAAAGUUGGACGGAAAUCAAAUUACAUUCGCCGGAAGAAGAAAUUUUUUCGACCGUUAAAUGCGUUCGCUCUGGUAAAAAUAAAAAUGAACUCGAAGAAGAAUUCGAUAUUCCUUAUUCACCUUUGACCACAGAACCGGAAGGUGAUAAUCCGAAUACGUUGAAAAAAGCCGGUAAAAAUUUGAACGAAGAUUCGUUUAACGGGAGUUUAAUGGCGAAAAAUGAAAAUUUAAACGACAUCGAAGGCUACGGUUCGAAAAGUUUGAAAGGAACACCGAAAAAGCUCAACAUUCGAAGGCAAAGCCUGGAUGUUUUAUGGAACAGUGCUGCUGGAGAAAAAUUCAAAGAGAUUUUAUCUCAGAGCAUAAUGAAAUUGAAUAUAUCAUCGCUCACGGAAAAAAAAUUAAACGAGGGGAAAUUUAUCGACGAAACGGAAUUUACUCGGUUGAAAAAUUCAUGUAAAAAUGAGAAAGAAACCGCGGAUUCGGAUUGCGAUUCAAACGCGGGUAAUCAAUUCGGUAUAAAUUUAUUCAAUAAGAAAAAUAAAACGGAAAACGAUGGGAAAACAUUUUCGAACGAUAAGAAAAAGUGUAAAAAUCAAGAAUCACUUCCGGUCCACAUCGGAAAUUUCAUAUCGAGAAAAGAAAAAUUAUUUAUUAAAAAACCUCCUAAUUCGUUGGAAAAAACAUUGAAUAAUUUAAACGCCGAUGAAGAAUCAAAUUCCGAUAGCGAAAGCAUAACUUGGUAA
This is a messenger RNA of Pediculus humanus corporis (human body louse), 2106 nucleotides long. RefSeq lists its product as uncharacterized. Gene Ontology annotation, molecular function: protein kinase inhibitor activity. The coding region runs from base 1 to 2106 and encodes 701 amino acids. Gene Ontology annotation, cellular component: cytoplasm. The record is from RefSeq and is a predicted model, not a curated record. Gene Ontology annotation, biological process: intracellular signal transduction; negative regulation of protein tyrosine kinase activity. The transcript has 9 exons. Lineage: Eukaryota; Metazoa; Arthropoda; Insecta; Psocodea; Pediculidae.